CUGUGUGGUGAAGCAUGAAAACAAUACGAAGAAGUUGUCACUACACAACCGAUCAGUUGAACGGUUCACAUUAGUGACGUGGCGUAAAUUAGUGACUCCACUUUUUUAGAAUUCCACUAUGACACCGGCCACGUCCUUGCAGUUUCUUUGGAAAAGAGAAGUUACCUAAAUAACACACAUGUCACAUGAAAGUAGUAAGUGUUGGUUGUAUAGAAGUUACUAUGGAUAACUUGUAACAUAAUGCUAGAAGUAAAUCACAAUGACUUCUAUAUAAUCAGUGCUAGCGCUGCCGUAACUCUUAUAGGGCAUGUGUGCUACUUGAGUGCAUCAAUGAGUAACCUGUGCUUACCUCUGCAUCUCCACAAUAGUUCAAAUAACGAAGUUUGAGUUUAGCAAUAGUGUCCACAUCUCUCUUAUUUUUUUUUGUUUUUGUACUACCUUUAGCUUCCACCAAAUGUGUCGAAAACAGAACAAAAAAGUAAAUGAAUGACGAUGACGUCACACGCCAACGAACAACAUGAUGUUCGAAGGCGAAAUCCGGUGAAAAUCCAGUGCACUUUCGGUUGCUGGAUGUAGUACAUAAAUGUGUCAUUUUGUGUAAAUACAGUAAACGUUCGAUAACUGCAACAUGUUUACGUUUCACUUAGCGAACAAAAUUCGAUAACGGAAAUGUCUGACAGGCGUCAACAAUCCAUCAUUUGCGAUUAAAUUAAGGUAAUCUUAUUUAGGAUGUUCAUUUGGGCUAACAUGGCGCACAACUUUGACGUUUGGUGGUGAGAUCAUUGCGAUUUUUUGCACCUACCAGACUUAUAAACCAUUUCACACUCAAUCUAGAAUUGCCUAAUCGGUUAUAUUUUGACGAAAAUUUCGACGAAAACAAUUUCGGAAGUUUCGGUAAUCGAUUUUACUGACUCAGUCCCCCAUACUGUCAAAAACGUGAGCAAACGGUAAACAGUCCAUUUUUUAUGUGUUCAUCUGUGCUAUUUUCAUCAUAAAUUUACUAUACUCUGUAUUCAAAAUGAAAUGUAUGCCUAGGUGUGUGCAGUUAAACUGUUUGCACCAACCAGAUGUCUACUGUAGUGUCCGCAUUAGGAGAAGCAGAGAAGAAGCAAUACCCAAGUAACCACGAGGCACUAUAAUUCACCUGGAGGCGAAUAUAAUGCUAUUAAGGAGCUGACAUGCGCUAUAUUGGCCGCUUAAUAGCCCUGUGAGCCAAAAGUGGCGAAAUAUAGUGCUAAUGGUUACUAGGAUAUGGUGAAAAAGAAGACCGUGGACUAGUCUAUACAGAGUCUACACGUUUGACAUCUUGCUAUUUAUAUAUCUGGCGUUCGAUUUGAAUAGGUCGAAUUUGCAUAGGAUUCACAGCAAAUAUACGACCUUUACUAAUCGAACGCCAGAUAUUUUCAAUUCUGGGAUAUACAUGGAUAAUUUUUUAGGGAAUGACUUACGAUAGAAGUUCUCAAAGCCAGUCUUGUUAGAGAUCACAGUCAUUGACACCUUUUCGUCGAUAUUCGGCUGCCUUUGUCUCCUACAUUCGCAACACAAGCAAUCAAACUACCGUACGAAACAAAAAUGUCAAAUGAAUGCGCUUGACCACGAUUGCAGCUUCGGGAGACGGUUCGGCUUUUAUUCCUGUCUUCUUCCACAAUGAGAGCUGUGUUGGCCAUAUGUGUGUCGUAUUCACUUCAACAAGCAAGAAUAAACUAAUAUUAACAUUCAUAUUCGGAAUUGGCUGAAAUUCAUACGAAAAGCUAGAAUUAGACAAAUGUCAUCGUGUCAGACGACAUUGAUUUGAUUUAUUUAUGUUUAUUGAUCUUCGUCCUACCGCUCGUGUUGUGUGUAAGAGGUAACGAUAGCGCAUGAAUGUAACAAAGCAAGCUGACACCCGACUGUGGCACCGAAAUGAAGGUAGUGAAAAGUGUCGAAUGUUUACAAGACUGCUCAAAGCAUUUAAAACAUUGUUUGGAAACUCCUGGUAAAAAUUCCGAAGAAUUUUCUGAAGAAUGGUGGAAUGCACAUUUUGUAGCGCCUGUGAUUGUUGUGAUUGAGCGCUAAUGGCCGCCACAACUAUGCUCACUUUCUGGUAAGGAUAAGCCGAUUUGACGUUUGGCUUGUGUCGGUUGGCAGCUGUUCGAAAAGGUCGAAAAUAAAGCUCAUCGAUCAGCUGUCAAACGACACAAGCCACACGUCAUAUCUUGCUAUCCCUACUAGAAAGUGAGCAUGAUUGACGGCAGUUAGCGCUCGUAAAUUGCUUGAUACUCUGGUUGAUUUCUUGAAGGAAUUUCUAUUUGAGCCUCGGAGAAAUUUUAGGCAAUAUCUGAAAAACAUACCUAAAGAAGCUAUGGCGGGAUUCCUCAAAGAAUUUUAUUGGAAGAAUUCGAAAAGAAAUUUCUGGCAGAACACCUCACAGAAAUUUGCAGGGGUAUCCUCAGAGGAAAUGUUGAAGGAGUUUAUGGAAAAACCUUCGAAUAAAUUUUAGGAGAAGCAUUUUUUCUACGAAUUAUCGUAAACAUAUCGGAAAAACUUUUCAAAACAAUGUUUUAAGAAAUUCCCUGAUAUAUUUAUGGAGUUUUUUUGUAUGAACUCCUGGUGGAAUUCUCAUAAAGUUUUGAAGAACUUUCAGAGGAAUGUUAGAAGAAAAUCCCGAAAGAAUUUUAGAAAAUCCUUGAAAAAAGCUUCGCAGUAUUUUUUUGCAUGACGUUUUAUAGAAAUUGCAGUAUAAAUCCUCGGAGAAAUUUAUAAAAAUUUUGUCUUCGAGGGUACUUUUAGAGCAAUUCUCGGAUUAGCUCCUAAAAGGAAAAUUGAUAGAGGAAUGCAAGAAAAAAACUCUGAAGGCCGAUCACUAUUCUGGAGAUUUUUUCGUAAUAACCCAUGGAGGAUUUUUUUAGAAACUUGUAGGAAAUCGCCGAAGACAUUUCUGAUUAAAUCAUUGGAGGAACUCUCGGAAACCAUGAGCAAAUUUUCGGUGAACUUUCGGAAGGAGUCUGUGUUGAAGCUGUCGGUGGAAUGUUGCAAAAAAAAUGUUUAUGGGAAGAAAAAACUGGAAGUAUCCCUAGAGGAACUCUUGAAGGAAAAUUUGCUUACAAAUUCUGAAGUUCUUUACAGCAGUUUCCAACGUAACUUUGGAAUGAAUCUUUGGUAAUAUUUCUUGGGGCAUUUCUCCUUCUCCAGAUUGGAACUCUUAAAAGAACACUUGGGUUGAAUUGCUGUAGACAUCUUUUGGGCUUUUCCUUAGAAAACUUUACUGAAAAUUUUCUCAUUAGAAUUUCCGGGGAAGCCUUCAACAGGGAUUCUGAAACAAUCCUCAAAGUAAUAUUUGCAUAAAACAUAUGGAGAUGUUUUUGGGACGUUUUACGAACGAAUUGGGAAAUAAUUUCCCAUGUAGAUUUUGAAGAAAUCCCUGAAAAAGUUGUGAAGAAAUUCUUGAAAAACCCCGUUCAAAAAAUCUGAGCAGACAUUUUGGUACAAAUAUUUGAACGUUGCGAAGAGUUUUUUUUGUGAAUCUUCAAAAGUAGUUCUUGAGAACAAGGUUUCAGUCGAGAUCGUAGCAGACUGUGCACGCGAGCGGCUGCGUUUUCGAAACUGAAUAUGGCCGGUCUAAUUUUGGGAACGGUCUUCCGCAAAUUUUACCUCGAAAAGUGUUUGCAAAUUGAUUAUCGGGUCACAAAUAGUGUUGAGUAAGAUAAUUCGCGAUUGUUAUGGGCGAGCGAGACGGUCCACAAUGGUCGGAAAAAGAUAAAGUUCGGCCAAAACUCUUUUUAUGUAUUUAUUCAAAGUUAUAGGUUGUCUAGAUAUGUUAUAUCGUAUUUUUAGUGUUUAAAAAGGGGUAUUCAAAAAUUACGUUACCUCAAUAUUUUCAAAAACGAAAGAAAUCAGUAAACCCCACAUUUUUUGCGUUUUUUGUUAGAAAAUCAUUUUGAAUUUAAUUAAAUGAUCAACUUUCGAGCAAAUCCAAUCAAGUUUGUUCAAAACGUGUGAAAAAUGUGGGAAGAUAAAUUUUAUUCCAGUCACAAAUGGAAAAAUGACGUAAAAUAUAUGAAAAAACAUGACUUUUUUAAAUAGCUCUAAUUUGAAAAACUGCAAAUUUCUGCAAAAUAUUUAAACGUUUUUAUGCGGCUCUAAGCAUGAUGUUUAAGAUGUACUAUUCGAAAUUGCGGCGACACGUGACGACACGAACCGUUUUCUUACUUAAAAAUUACCAAAAAUUGUUAGGUACAAUAUAUGAAAAUUUGAAAAGUUUUGUGGCAUAUUAAUUUUGCACCACACGUGCAUUCAAACAGUCAAACAACAAGCUUUCAUAUGCUGGAUAACAUAAAACAUAUAUUCCAUUCUCAAAAUAUUAUUAUUUUACUUUUUUCGAAUGGUUCAUUUUUCAAUUUUAUGACUUAGGCCACUUUGGCGGUGAAAAUGUCAUUGAAAUACAAAAGCUGGUAUGCUUUUAAUUAAGAAUUAUAAAACUACAAUCCAUUAACUUUGUUAUAAGGUGGAAUAUAGUUUAAAAAUAUCAAUUUCGUUUUUUGAGAGUUUUGGCCGCCCCUUUGUAUGGAGCCCGACCAAUGUGCGGUCGAGGAAAUAUGCGCCAUUGCUCUGUUGCUACUAAGAUGAUUAUCUCAGAUUCUACUUCAUAUUUAGCAACAAAAACCUAUUGUGUAUGCUUACUUGCAGUGCAUAUGCUGAUUGGUUUUCAGCAUCUUCAGUGCAACAGAACACGAGAUUACCAUCUUCAAAAUCGCGAGGCAAAUUGUUGAGGCAAGAUAGGAAAAAUACCACGGCGUCCCGUUUCACCUUUAGAGUGUUUGUUCUUAUUUCCAUCGGGGUGCCGGAAUUAUUCCUCAUUUUCGCGUAAUUUUCGUGUAUUUUUUGUGAUAUUGCUGCUGGAUGUCCGGAAGACGCAAAUAGAAGUCAGCAAUUCCGUCUGGAGAGUACUGGGAUUCCUAUAAUUUGAUGAGUUUGCUCCUAUAUAUCGUUUUGGUGCCUAUACUUUGGACUUAACCCUUCCACUAAUAACACCCACAUUCCCAUGGCACCUUGGCUUGAAUGCACGUAAAGGUCUCUACAUACCUUUCUAUGUGUCUCACUGAUCCUCCUUUUCCAUCCCUCAGCUGUCGCAAGGACGUGGCCAGCACAGCUUUCAACCGUUGGUGAAUUGUGUCUUAGAGUCAGUGAUUAGCCCCAAAUAUCUGUGCUUUGGUAAGGGACGGGUACGAGGCAAUCCUCAUAACAACGAUCUGGUAGGUCUUUCCAUCUACGAAUUUGUGUGACUUGCUCAAUGCUAAUACUAAUGCUAACUUCAGAAGUAAUUCUUGGAAGAGAUUGUAAAGAAAUGCCGGUAGUCAUUUCUCCGUGAAUUCUCAGAAAAAAAAACCUUCGAAAAACUAAUAGGAGAAUACUCAGACGAAUUCCUGAAAGAAAUCUCAAACCAAUUCUUUAAAGACUCUCUGUUCAACUUUUCAAAACUCUUGCAUAGAAUUCUCAAUUGUUUCUAAAGUUCUCUAGAAGAAUGUCCGAUUUUUUUUUUUGCUUAACCCAGGUACAAUUUGUUGUUGAACAAACGUUUUCACAACUCUUUCGAAGCAACCUCCAUCUGAAAAAAGGCUGGCCAGUGCGGGUGCAAUCCUUUGUUCAGCUCCAAAAAAUCUAAGUUUGGUGAUUUUGUUCAGCAUUCAGCUGAAUAAGGGAGCUUUGAAGGCUGAAUUAAGGCCUAAUAUACGCUUAAUCGAUAAUUAACCAAAUUUAUUUAUUGUAACCGAAAAUAAAAAAUGAACACGUUUAUGCACUUUUUACCUUUCACGAUCUUUAACUCCCGGAAUGGAAUCUUUAAAUAAUUUCUUAUGAAAAAAUGGCUUGGUCAGCCAAAGCAAAGUCAAGAAAUAGACAUCUGUACCACAUAAGGUUUCGAACUACUUGGGCACCAGCGUCAAUUACCGGAACCUCACAGCAAAACAAAUCAAAAUAUCACUUGUCGCAUAUUUUCCAAACGCACAUUCGUAGGUAAUCGUCUCCCGCAACAUUUCCACAACGGGAUCCACAGUCAAUGAGCUACACUUUCACUCUAAGGCCGCACAAGUGCAUAAAACAAAUAUUACACGCAGACGAGUGCACUUCGGCAGCACAAAGAUGGGUGCCGAAGUUAUUCCCCAUUUGAUGUUGCUGAAAGUUCGGCACUGGUGCCGAGAAUUGGUGCUGGACUCGUUCAAAAUCAACUUUCCGGCAGAAAAUCUUUACAACAAUCACUGUUAACAACAAGUUUACGCAAUAAGGUAUCUGAUGGAAGAAGUGGACGAAAACGGUCGUUUCGUUGUGAAUUUAGGUAAUGCACGAUUUUGUUUACCUGUAGUGCCGGAAAUGGGGUCAAAAACCCUACAACUGUGUACACAUUCUUCUUACAGAUAUAUCAAAAACUUAAGCUAAACUAGGCAUGAAUUGUAGCUGAAAAGGCGCUUUUGGCACAGCGAAAACUUGUUUCCAUCAGCUGUCAAAAAAAAGUUUGGUUAAGGGCUGCAUAGCAGAUGAUUUAUGCUACAUUACUGUGUAUGUUUAAAAGCUGGUUACACAAUCGAAGAAUACAAAAAUCAACUUGAUAUUCAAGCAUCCAUGUUUUGCUGAUCAAAGAAGUUGAACAAGUGAUACUUCAGGCCAAUAUUCAGCUGCAGUUGUGUUCAGCUUCUGGCGGGUAAAAUUAUUCCUCCUACAGCAGUAGAAUGUAGCACAUCUCCGUAGAACUUUUCAGUUGACAGAUCCAUGUAUGCCACUGUUUACAACUGCUGAACAAAGGCGCAAACGCUGAUCUGUCAUUUUCAUAGGAGAUCAGAGGCCCCCAAAAUCAGCUGAUUUUAGACGUUAAAUGAAUAGGUCCAUUUGCCAAGAUUUGAGAGCACGUCUGAGAGAGAUGAGACAGCUCACUGACAAUCACAAUGUGUACAUUUCUUCUUCUUACUUUUCUUCUACAACUUUGUGCGCCGCACAAUGGUUUAAAAAUAUGUUAUUGGUCAAAAAUAAUUUGUAUAUUGAGUUCGCUGCGACAGAGCAUGGCAAACUAAUGGAAACGUUGCGCUAGUAAAGGAAACUGACCAUCUGUAUGCGCACAUAAGGGCGAUGGGGUUUCUCAGUGCCACAAUUAUGCGAGAUGUAACUUAAUCUUCAAACACUAAACUUCAACUAAUAACUAACUGAUUUAUUGGCUUAAUUUCACUUCAUGGUAUUUUACAAUCUGUAACAGUUCACGGAAUAAUGAUGCACGGACGGUUGGUAUGUAACCCUAGACCUUUGAUACUGUUGCUAAUGAAUUGAUUCUGAUCCCAAACUAGUUACUGGACAUCUUAUAUAUGAUUUAAGGCUUGUUGUAUAAGAAGAAGGCUAUUCAAUUUAGAGCAUAAUGGUUUCUGAGUUCUUUGUACAGUAAUAAUGCAGUAUAUAAUACAAAGUGUGAGUAAAAACAUCGCAAUCCAUGACUACAAUACAGAAUGCACUUUGACGACAGUAGAUUCUUGCUAAUCCGUUAAUAAUGAAUGAAAUAUGCGUAAACACCAUCAUUAGUUUAUAUUUUUUAAUCACAACAAACGGAGCGAAAUUUUAAUAAGGUCUUUUGGAUAUUUGACCACUCCGAACCAUCAAUGUGUGAUUUUCUGUUCGGUUUGCUGUGAUAGUUUGUGACAAGUCCUCCUUUACAUUAUUGAGCUUCUCGAGAAUUUUUAGCAUUUCGACAAGUUUCUCUUCGACCUAUAUGCGCCAAGUUUUUCACUAGCUAAAUCACUAUUAAUCAGUGGUUUAAUGAAGUAAAAGCGUUGUUACCGUCAAUAAUAUCUUUGUUGUACAUUAUUUCCAGACAUAAAGACGUUCAAUGUUUUAGACAAAAAAUGGAACCGAACCCUAAGAGAGAUACCCGCAUAGAGAAAUACAAUUUGUAUUACAGUCCACACAGUAUGUCUCCUUUAUCUGUUACUAUUACUGUACCACGAACUGUUGUUUUUCUGUUGAAACUAUGAAACUCAAAGUGUUCGAUCAUAAAGCACGGUUUAUGUAAUACAUUCCAAUCUGUAACAACAUAUCAUAUUGUGCAGAAAUAGUCAAAUAAUAUAAGGAUGAAAACUCGGGAGGCAUGGUGGCAAUAUAGAAUAACCUUUUCUCAAACGGUUUGUGAUUAUAUUUUUCGCAACAUACCUACACAUGUGUAUUUCACUGUAUGCCACAUAAAUUCGACAGUUUGCCAAAUAGUUGCAUACAUUGGUAUUUGUAACGUCCGGACUUUGCAGUUUUCAGAUUUGUUGACAAAAAAAUAAAAAAUCUUUCGUGAGGUCGCUUGCCUGCUGAGUGAAAAACAAUCUGGAGUUUGCUGCGGUUAACGGUUUGAAGCGCCUGCAAAGCGAUCUGCAUUAAACAGAGGUAGGUUUUGCGUGAUUAUUUUAUUUUAUUUUUUUGUUGGUAUGUUUAACUCAUCGAAUCAAUUAUUUUACAGAGUUCGCGAACUUCGCGGGGCUCCGCAAAAGAGAGAUGAAAAACAGUCAUCCUGCUGUAUGUUUAAAUUGUAUGGGAAAUCGGCUUCCAUCGGAGGAAGAUCCCCAGUGGGCUUUAAUCGCCAUAGAUGCUACUGGGUCCAGGUAUGGAUGCCUCGCAAGUCGAAUAGCUCCAGCUCCAGCAGAUAUCACCAUGAACAUCAUCAUUGGCCAUCCGAUCGGAAUCACCCGAGGUGCCCGAGGAGGAUUUCAUGCACACAGGAUCAACCGCUUGGAUUUAUGCGUUGAGGACAUUCAACAAAAGUAAUGCGUUUUGGACGAGGUCUUGAGGAUGAGAUCGAUAAUAAAUAUGAAAAAUUUGAUUGAAUAAAAAAAAUCAUUGGAAAUAAUUAGCUUUUUAUUUUAACUGUUUCAAUACAAUUUAACCAUAUACCAUACAUUUCAAAUACCAGAGACGACAAUAAAUCAACAAUACCACACACAGUGCUCAUUCUUUUUUAUGGUUUAUUGUUUAACUGCUCUUCAACCAUUUGCUAUGCAGUGAAUUGUCUGAAAAAGUGGAUUAUAAAUUGACCGUAUGCUUUACUGUUUUGCGAAAAAUUUGUUCGGGAAAAUGGGCGAUUUUUUAUGGUAACCUAUCUUAACCGCCUAUUCCACAUACUGUAAAUUGGCGGAUUACUGUUUGUCAAAUAGGCAAAUCUGUACAUGGAAUGGUUAGCUUACUGUUAUCUCCGGCAGUCUGAGAAAUGGUUAAUUGACAAUUGCUAAUGGUCACAUACAGUAUGGGAAACAAUGCAUUUACUGUUCAUGAUUAUGCGGGUAGAGCUCUUGGCGCGAACCAUUUUGACACUUGUUUAUUUACAUUUUGUAUGGCGCACAGCCCGGCGCAUGGGCUGUCGGCGCACCAAUUGUUGGCCGGUAUGCGGAUUUCAGAAAAGAUUCGCAAUAAGUAGCACGCAAUCGAAGCCAGCUGUCUCCUCUCUCUAAGGCCAGGAUCACUCACUCGCUUGUUCUCGAUUUUUCGAACUGCUUUCACCACCAUUGCUUUGGAAUCUUCGAAUUUGCCUCUUUGAGUACGCUGGUCAUAGUUUUCCAGUAACUUCAUCUCGACAAAAUGCAUCGUAAAAACUUCCUUUUUACCUUGUAAUAGCAGCAACCGUGUUUUCGUAUGAUGCUGACAGACUUGCAAGCACGGUGUACAAUAUUCAGAAGGUGAUACCUUCCGCAAUUCUGACAGUUUUUUGAUGACGUAAUUCAAAUCGUUCAUAGGCGUUAACACAAUGAUCUAGUACUCCACACCACAUUGAUCAACGUAAAACAAUAAAAACUAAAAACGACGUCACAUGUUUACAUCCAAAAUGGAUGUUUACAUAGGUUACUAGCCUGCCUUGUGAUCUUUAUGCCGUGCUGGCAAGUAUAAAAGCCGCCUUCAUAUCCUCAUCCAUGUGACAUUCCACGUUCUCUAUCUUCUCAAAGAGCUGUUCUAAAUCCAUUAGAUGACGCAAAUCACCUACCUCGGAAAGUUCUGUUUUCGAUAUUCUCUGGAUCAGAGCAACUUUGCAGCAACCGAUGCACAGUGGCUUAUUUCAAACAAAAAAACGGACGCAUUUCAGCAACGCGUUUUCAGUUUAUGGAAAAUAGGGUAUCUUAUGUAAAAAAAUCCGGGGAAUCCGAUGGUGCCAACCCCUUUCCGGAAAAAUGACAAGAAGUGUCCCAUUUUGCCCCUUUUCUCCUAUAAAUUAGACAUAUUUUGAUAUAUUAGGCCAUAAAGAAGCAUUCUCAAGAUAAAAUCAUGCAAUAAGUAUGCAACUUGACGUAAAAAAGUCCAAGGAAUCGAAUACCGGUAUCCCCUUUAUUGUCAAGCAUCGAUAAGUGGCCCAAUUCACCCCUAUUCCCCUAUAAGUUGAUCUUUUUCAAAAUAUCGAUUUAAAACAAAGCACAACUUUGAUAAAGACAUUCCAAAAUGAUGGUACCUUAUGUAAAAUAGUCUGGGAAAUCGAAUACCGGUGUCCUCUUAAUUUUCAAAUAUCGAUAAGUGGCUUAAUUCACCCCUAUUCCCCUAUAAGUUGAAUUACUUGAAAAAAAGAUCUAUUACAAUUCACAAGUUCGAUAAAGACAAUAUAUAAUUAUGGUAUCUUACGUAAAUAAGUCCAAGGAAUCGAAUGCUGGUAGCCCCUCUAUUGUCAAACAUCAAUAAGAUGUCCAAUUUACCCCUAUUCCCCUAUAAGUUGAUCUUUUUCAAAAUAUCGUUUAAAAAAACGAUAAUGCAAUACAAAAUGAUGAUACCUUACGUAAAAAAUACCAAUGAAUCGAAUGCUAGUAUCCCCUUUACUGUCCAUCAUCGAGAAGUGGCCCAAUUUACCCAGAUUCCCCUAAAAGUUGAUCUUUUUCUAAAAUAUCGAUUCAAAACAAUGCACAACUCUGAUAAAAACAUUCCAGAAUGAUGGUACCUUAUAUAAAAAAGUCCAAGGAAUCGAAUGCUGGUAUCCCCAUUAUUGUCGACCAUCGAGAAGUGGCCCAAUUCACCCCUAUUCUCCUAUAAGUUGAUCUUUUUCAAAAUAUCGUUUUAAAAAAGGUACAACUUCGAUUAAUACAAUAAAAAAUGAUGGUACCUUACGUAACAAAGAUCAAGGAAUCGAAUGCCGGUAUCCCCUUUAUUUUCCAUCAUCAAGAAGUGGCCUAAUUUACCCCUAUUCCCCUAUAAGUUGAUCUUUUUCCAAAACAUCGAUUCAAAACAAUGCACAACUUUGAUAUAGGCAUUCCAAAAUGAUGGUACCCUAUGGAAAAAAAGGUCCAAGGAAUCGAGGGAGUAUUCCAUUUAUAGAGCGUCCAUAAAUGAUGUUACAUUUUAGGGGGGAGGGGGGAGUCUGGGGUUGUGUGACGAGCCAUGUAUUAGGUAUGGGAAAAUAUGCUACGCGGAGGAAGGAGAGAAAAAAUUCGGCCAAAGUAAGCUACGUUAUUUAAGGACGCUCCCUUAGGGAUCGUUUAUAAACCACGUAGACCUAAAUUUGGUAAUCUCAUACUCUUUUCUCCCCCUCGUAGACAUGUGUCCAUACAAAAAUAAAAUAAAAUUUGUAUAGAGCGGCCCCUUGCGUGUCGCGUUGCGUACUUUUACGGCCACCCAUGAGAAUAUUCAUUAAUUAUCUCUCUCUCUCACACACACAUACACACACACGGACUGACCAUAAGGAUAAUGCCAGAGUGUACGAGGUGUGACACGACACGCAAGAAAACACACGCAACACGCACACAAACUCCACAAUUAUCAAUGAACUGUCAAAUCGUAUGAGUUGCAUCACAUAGCGUUGCGCGUUGCGUCUAAACAACAAGCUUUUAUUUACUCGCUUAUUUACGUAAACCUUCAAAAUGAAGAACGAAGAAGUUGUGGAGAUUUAUCUGCGUGUAAAGCAAGAUCGCGAGUGUUUAAUAAAGCAGCUUAUCACAGAUGGUGUGGCGAAUCAGAAAGUGCUGUUGCCUGCUGUUACAAAGUGGAUUAGAAACUUCCGGAACCGCUGGAAAUUGUCGCAUGGGAAACAAAAAUUUUAUGAGAAACAUCAGGACUGGCUGGCUGAAACGUUCACAGUAAGAUAUACAAAAUAUAUUGGAUAAGCAUUUUUUUUCAAACAAAGUUAAAAAAGCUAUAACUAUUUAACGGGUGCAUAAUAAUAAGGGGUAUGCAGAUUAUUUCAUUAUCGGAAUCUACGUCCAAUAACUAGUCGAAAUCCAUAAUUUCAUAAUUUUUGGUGCGCUGGUACUAUUUUCUAUAAAGCGAAUUGAAUUAAAUUCUAUAUGCAUUUAAAGUUUGUAUGGGGAUUUUUUUUUUUUUGUUCUUGGCGAACUGUUAUUUUAUCGCUAGAACUGAAAUUCUAUCCACGGAAAUUUACUGUUUAUCAAAACUACCAUCAUACGAAACAAAAAGCUCUGUUGAUUCAGCUAUAGAAAAUAGCAAUAUUUUAUUAACUAAACAGCCCAAUUCUUAAAAUUCAACUGAUUAUCGAUCAUUUUUUUGUACAUAAAAGGUACAAAUUUGGGCUCAAUUAGGAAACCCUUUCGCAUAGUUGGACCAGACCUUGCAAGAAAACGAUAAGAGAUAGAAGUUUGAUGUCAAAGAACGAAUUGUAGAGUGAAACAGGGGCCACAACUUUGCCUAAGAAAGAAUAUUAAAUUAUUACGCAUUUUUGAAAGACAAUUUACAAAAACCCUUUAAAAAGUUUGCACUCAGGAACCUAACACCCUGCAUAUAAAUGAGUAACAAAAAUCAGGAACGAAUGAACAGAUCAGUAUGAUCUUGCAUGGAUCGAAUCGUAUUCAUGGCGGCUGUGUUAAUAAAUUGAAAAAGUUACGAAAAUCGUCUAGAAACGUGUGAACAUUGUGAAAAUACUGAUUUUUUAUGAGCCGGGAAGAAAUUCAGCACGAUCUAAAUGAAAUCAAUCUGGAGUGCGGUGAUGCGAUGAUCUCAACAGUUGUCAAACCACAACAGUUUGGGAACACUAAGUUUGCCGAGACAGCAAUUAUAUAAUGUACCUAUCUUUAUAAAGGUGUUAUGUUACAUGUUGCUUUGCACUUUCUUACUUUUAAACUAGGUCGCAGAAAUUUCGAAGAGCAAACGUGGUCCGAAAAACAAAUGCUUCGAGGAUCUUUCCGAGAGCUUGAAAAACAAGCAAAGCAAAGCAUUAGCCAAUACGGAGCCUUUGGAAAAGUUGUUGCGGGCAGCAGAGAAACUGUGUAUGCAUAGCGCGUCUCCUGGCAUGGCAAAGGUGCUCCGGAAGCUGAGGAUGCAUGGAGAGGAAUGGGCGCUCAUAGUUUUGAAGAAGGACAAGCAAAAAGAGUUUGUUAAGCCAGUAGCGGAGAAGUCGCUGCGCUUUAAAACUCGACUGGGCUUGACACGUAGGAAGUAUGAGAGCGUCAGGAAAUACACGAAGUCAAUUUAUGGUGGGAACUGCCUAGUUCCAUGGGAAGAGGCGAUGCAGUACAGAGAUUCCAUCAUUCCGGCAUAUGAUCCUCCGGUUUGGGAGAACGGAGUUUUAAUCUCUAGGGUCGCUCUAAAAGAAAUGGUCGUGAAUAUAAUUGAGAGAUUGUUAAGCAUUGAGAAAGUUCAGGAGGCUGCAACCAUGACUAACGGUGAUCUGGACUGCGUAUUGUUCCUGUCAGCUGGCGUAGAUUCUGCGACUGGAUUCAGCCUGUAUAGUCAAAAAGGAAUCUUAACGAAGGACAAUUCGCUGCUCACCGAAUGCGUGCUCCCACUAGCUUUGGAGACUAAAUCUGGAAAAAAACUAUGGACCAACCCCAACCCACAAUCAGACAAAUUUUGCCGGGCCAUGUCUAUGAGCUGGCAAAAAGAAACUGAUUUCGUAACACGGGAUUUGUUUGACGGAUUUUAUGCAGAGGUUGAUUGUAUCGCGGAAAAGCCAAUAGUCAUGGAAAACGGGGUAUUAUAUCUUAUAUAAUGAAAACUUUUUUUUUUUGUUUUUCAUUGCAUUUAUAUUUUUGCAGGCAGGAUCGAAGAUGAAUGUCACGGUUUCGGCGUUUUACUCCAUGAUUGACGGCAAGGUAGCUAAUGCGGUGAAUAAAAAUAAUGACACCCAUAAGUGUCCUCUUUGCGUCGACGGAGCUGACAAUCGGAUUGGACCGUCUUUUUAUCAUUGUCGACUUAAUUGUGUAGAAUGGCUAAUUCGGGUCUCUGGUCAGCUGCACAUUCCUGGACAUCCCGCUCAAAAAGACACGAAAGUCAAGGAGAAAAGGAAGGAGAUAACCAGGCAGCUGGAGGACCAUUUUAAUCUUUUGAUAAAUAGGCCAAAAAUCGGUGGAAGCGGCUCAUCCAAUAAUGGGAACACGGCUCGAACCCUUCUCGCUGAUCCAAAGAACUUCUCCGCCAUUUUGGGAAUCGAUCAAAAACUGGUUGAAAACCUCAGGAUGAUAAGUUCUUUGGCAUUGUCAUCUAAAUAUCUUGACGCCGAAAAAGUUGGACAAUUGUAUACGCAGCUAGAGCAGCAGAUCUGGAAACAGUUCCCAUUCCUCAACAAAAAAAUACCGCCAUCAAUGCACAAAUACUCUCACCUUCCAGAGUUUAUCGAAAGAUUGCCAUAUCCUCUAAGCUUUGCGGAUGAGCAAGCAGGUGAGAGGUGCCAUAAACGGUCAAAAUAUGGUCGAACGCAUCUUUCUCGGAAAACGUCACCAGAAACUAACUUGGAAGAUAUGAUGCGUCUCUCAUUAACUUGGUCAGACCCCAAACAUGCUGAUCAAGAUGUGCGAGAAGAACGCAAACGUAAAGCUGUGAAAGAUGAGCUGUUUGAGCGGCAGAUGGCAUUUUACUAUUCCGAGCAAAAUGAUAAAAAUGAGGACAAUGAAGAAGAAAUUAAUGUACAGAGUGAUUGUGAGGAGACGAUGUACGAUGAUGAAUCUAAUGAAAGUGAAGAGGACAGCGAUGAGAACUUUACCGAAUAAUAAAAAAUAAAUGAAAUUUAUUACAUUUUUGCACAGGUGCAAAAUAAAGAUUAAAAUUCUUCUCAUUUUAUUAUGCAAAAAAAUCUUUGACGGACACCACUUGAUACGAUUUGGGGAAUUGGGGUGAAAAAAAGAGGUGGAUUGGGCCUCUUAUCGAUGUUUGACAAUAAAAGGGAUACCGGCAUUCGAUUCCUUGGACUUUUUUACAUGAGGUACGAUCAUUUUGGAAUGUCUUUAUAAAAGUUGUGCCUUGUUUUAAUUAGAUAUUUUAAAAAAGAUCAACUUAUAGGGGAAUAGGGGUAAAUUAGGCCACUUCUUGAUGAUGGAAAAUAAAGGGGAUACCGGCAUUCGAUUCCUUGAUCUUUUUUACGUAAGGUACCAUCAUUUUUUAUUGUAUGAUUCGAAGUUGUACCUUUUUUAAAACGAUAUUUUGAAAAAGACCAACUUAUAGGAGAAUAGGGGUGAAUUGGGCCACUUCUCGAUGGUCGACAAUAAUGGGGAUACCAGCAUUCGAUUCCUUGGACUUUUUUAUAUAAGGUACCAUCAUUCUGGAAUGUUUUUAUCAGAGUUGUGCAUUGUUUUGAAUCGAUAUUUUAGAAAAAGAUCAACUUUUAGGGGAAUCUGGGUAAAUUGGGCCACUUCUCGAUGAUGGACAGUAAAGGGGAAACUAGCAUUCGAUUCAUUGGUAUUUUUUACGUAAGGUAUCAUCAUUUUGUAUUGCAUUAUCGUUUUUUUAAACGAUAUUUUGAAAAAGAUCAACUUAUAGGGGAAUAGGGGUAAAUUGGACAUCUUAUUGAUGUUUGACAAUAGAGGGGAUACCAGCAUUCGAUUCCUUGGACUUAUUUACGUAAGAUACCAUAAUUAUAUAUUGUCUUUAUCGAACUUGUGAAUUGUAAUAGAUCUUUUUUUCAAGUAAUUCAACUUAUAGGGGAAUAGGGGUGAAUUAAGCCACUUAUCGAUAUUUGAAAAUUAAGAGGACACCGGUAUUCGAUUUCCCAGACUAUUUUACAUAAGGUACCAUCAUUUUGGAAUGUCUUUAUCAAAGUUGUGCUUUGUUUUAAAUCGAUAUUUUGAAAAAGAUCAACUUAUAGGGGAAUAGAGGUGAAUUGGGCCACUUAUCGAUGCUUGACAAUAAAGGGGAUACCGGUAUUCGAUUCCUUGGACUUUUUUACGUCAAGUUGCAUACUUAUUGCAUGAUUUUAUCUUGAGAAUGCUUCUUUAUGGCCUAAUAUAUCAAAAUAUGUCUAAUUUAUAGGAGAAAAGGGGCAAAAUGGGACACUUCUUGUCAUUUUUCCGGAAAGGGGUUGGCACCAUCGGAUUCCCCGGAUUUUUUUACAUAAGAUACCCUAUUUUCCAUAAACUGAAAACGCGUUGCUGAAAUGCGUCCGUUUUUUUGUUUGAAAUAAGCCACUGUGCGAUGAGUUCUUGAUGUAAUAGGUCCGCAGCCUAAUCCAAGCAUCCUCAGCAGUUACCGCGUCCUGAAUCAA
Messenger RNA from Aedes albopictus (Asian tiger mosquito), 16384 nucleotides. RefSeq lists its product as uncharacterized. The transcript is spliced from 2 exons. Lineage: Eukaryota; Metazoa; Arthropoda; Insecta; Diptera; Culicidae. Bases 13959 to 14897 code for a protein of 312 amino acids. The record is from RefSeq and is a predicted model, not a curated record.